AUGGGCGUCGCAAAGAAGACCAGAAAGUUUGCUGAAACCAAGCGGGUCAUCGGCAAACGCGACGACAGGUUGAAGGAGAACCGCGAGAAGGCCGACAAGGUCCAAGAAACAAAGAAGAAGGCCACCGCAAAUGGGGAGCUCAUCCGCGAGAUCCCCCAAGCGCCCUCUUCGAUGUUCUUUCAACACAAUACGGCUCUCGUACCGCCUUACCAGGUUAUCGUGGAUACCAACUUCCUCUCGCACACGGUUUCGCGUAAGAUCGAGAUGCUAGAAGGCAUGAUGGACGCUUUGUACGCAAAGGUCGAGGUCCUGAUCACGUCGUGCGUCAUGGCGGAGCUAGAGAAGCUGGGCCCCAAGUACAGAAUUGCACUCCGAAUUGCAAGAGACGAGAGGUGGAAGCGUCUAUCUUGUGAUAGUGUCCACAGCGGCACGUACGCCGAUGACUGCAUCGUGGACAGAUGUGUGAAGAACCGGAUCUACAUAGUCGCCACCAACGAUCGAGACCUGAAACGCCGCCUACGAAAGAUUCCUGGAGUCCCCAUACUCUCUGUUGGCCGUGGCAAACCAUGCACAAACUGCCUCAAGAAGUCCCGCGUGGACCUCUGCAAGUACGCCCCCAAGCCCGUCAAGAACAGGCCGCCCAAGAGCAUGGCCGCCCGCCUGAAGAGGCUGGAGGGCAUGGUCCGCGAGAUGCUCGACGAGGACGGCAACGUGAGGGAUCCCUCCUCGGAGCGCACGGCGGUCGGCGAGGACAUGGACAGUGACGGCGACAGAGACGCCAGCAAGUUUGCCUCGUCAGCCUCGGGGGCCCAGGUCAUCCGCGGCGCAGGGGCGAGGGGAGGAAAUACCACUUAUGUGGGGGCUACGCAUUUCAUGGCUAUGUUAGGUGAUAUCGAGGACCUGAAGAGUUACUUUGACCGCGAGGAAGUCAGCCAAGAAAUGAGCGGCGACUCGCCAGAGAACUUCACCGACGGGGACUCGCCCGCGAUGCUCAUUAGGGAUAAGACCUCCCCGAGGACCAGGCAGGAAUUCUUGGACCUACUUCCACCGAAGCACAUUGCCGACCGAUUGGUCAUGCGAUACUUCAAUGCACACUCGGCCUCACAGCACGUUGUCCACAAGCCAACAUUCAGCAGAUUAUACAACGAGUUCUGGGCGGACCCGACUUCGCCCACCAUAGAAAUGGACUUCUUCGCCUUGCUGUACAUGGUCUUCGCGCUGGCCAUCUUCUUCAGCAACUUCAUGGCGCCGCACGAGCUCGCCAGCGACAACGUCCCGCUGACGCCCAUACAGCGCUUCCGCCAGUACCGCGCCGCAGCCGGGUCCGCCCUGACGUGCUCCUCGCGUGACGGCCUGUACGGUUUCUCGCCCCUGGGCCCACUGACCUGCGCGCCGUUGAUUUUGUACGUCGAGGCCGACUUCCUCAUAAACCGCACGUCGCAGAUGAACUGCUACCUGCUGUCGAGCGUGUGUAUCCGGAUCAUGCUCAAGAUGGGCCUGCACCGUGACCCGACGAAGCUCCCUGGGUCGCCGCUCUCGCCCUUUGAGGCCGAGAUGGGUCGGCGGAUGUGGAACUUGGCGAUUCAGAUCGACCUGAUGGUGGCAUUUCACCUGGGAUUGCCUAGUAUGAUUCACGGCAUCGAGAGUGAUACCCUGCCACCUAGGAACCUCAUGGACGAGGACUUUGACGAGAACACCAAGGAAUUGCCGCCAGGGAGGCCAGACACAGAGUACACUCACAUGACAUACCCAACGUUCAAAGCUGGGAUCUGCAAGCUGUUUGGCCUCGUGGCGAGGCAGGCAAACGCGCUCACGGAGCCGACAUACGACGAAGUCAUGGAUCUGGACAGCCAGCUGGCGGCAAAGUUCGACGCCAUGCCGGCCUUUAUGAAGGUCAGGCCGCUGGAAGAGUGCGUGACUGACCCGCCGUAUCAGGUAGUCCAGCGGUUCGGCAUCGCGGCGCUCUACCACAAGGCCAUCUGCGUGCUGCACAGGCGGUACCUGGUCGAGAAGGGGUUUAAGAAGGAGCAUAACUACUCGAAACGGAGGUGCCUGAUGGCAGCGCUGGCGCUGCUGGAAUACCAGAACAUUGUCUUCGAGGCGGCAAGGCCAGGUGGUAUGCUUAGCCAGAACGGAUGGUUCGUUUCGAGCCUCGCCAUGCACGACCUCCUGCUCGCGGCCAUGGUUGUCUACCUUGUCAUCCAGAACGACCACUAUACCGAGCCCGGCGGGAACUUUGACUGGACGAGAAAGGACACAGUCUUACCGAGCAAGAAGCAACUUAUGGAAGCGCUCAAACGGUCGUACCGCAUCUGGACGGAAGUCGCUAUAGUUGUACCAGAAGUGAAAAAGGCGCCAGAGGUUCUCGCCGUCAUGUUUCGCAAGAUUGAGAAGAGCGGUGCUGCGGAGAGGGAGUCGGUCUCGAUGCUGGAUGAAUUACAAAGGCCUCAGGAAUCUGGUCCAGCUUGUUACUACCCGUCCCUUGACAGCUUGAGUAUCAACGGUAAGCAGCACCUCGUGGGCCUACGCGGGACCAAAGCUCAGCCCUCAGCCCCCUUUGCGAACCUCAGGGCUGACCUUCCACGCUCAGUGUCAUCUGUGCCUGACCAAAGCACAUUCAACACGUCGUUAAAGGGCCAACCGGAAUUGAGUAAAUAUGGCUUUACGAGAGGACCUGUGACAGCUGAGCCCAGCAUGGAAGCCACUUGGGUGCCCGAGGCGACAGAUGCAAUGGAAACGAUCGACUGGACCUCUUUGGAAAGGGCCAUCCGUGCCAACGCCACGUUUGGCCCAUCGUCUGGCGCCGAGCAGUGGAUGGGCGACGACAGCUCGUUCGACUAUUCUAGUAUCAACUUCAUGGAAUCUGAUUUCACCAGUGGGAGCGGGAGCUACCACCAGGGACCAUAG
Messenger RNA from Diaporthe citri, 2907 nucleotides. RefSeq lists its product as uncharacterized. The transcript has 8 exons. Gene Ontology annotation, molecular function: zinc ion binding; DNA binding. Gene Ontology annotation, biological process: DNA-templated transcription. Gene Ontology annotation, cellular component: small-subunit processome; nucleus. NCBI's taxonomy places the organism in Eukaryota, Fungi, Ascomycota, Sordariomycetes, Diaporthales, Diaporthaceae. The record is from RefSeq and is a predicted model, not a curated record. The coding region runs from base 1 to 2907 and encodes 968 amino acids.